This is a messenger RNA of Anneissia japonica, 3664 nucleotides long. RefSeq lists its product as uncharacterized. The record is from RefSeq and is a predicted model, not a curated record. Lineage: Eukaryota; Metazoa; Echinodermata; Crinoidea; Comatulida; Comatulidae. Bases 550 to 1881 code for a protein of 443 amino acids. The transcript has 4 exons.
AAUGCUAUAAUAACAAUAACUAUAAAUGCAAAAAGCUCUAAAAUAACUGUGACCUUACACUAGUAUUUAUUUGGUCUUACUAACAUGGUACCUGGCACCCCAGGAUUUUAGCGCAGUACACCUGUUUCAUGCUUUUGGAUUUCCUUGAACAAUGCAUCCUUCUCAAUUAUGUAUAUAGCAUUACAUUGUUUUGUUUGUUCAACCAAGUAAUCUGACGACAUACAUAGAUGGCCUUGCAGUUGAGGCUCGUAAAUAUAGAACUUUGGAUUUAAGUAAAGAAUAUCUUCGGUUCGGGGUGGAGGGGAUUUUCAAAAUUCGGUUGAAACUACGAAAUUACAUUCUUACACUAGUGUUUAAGCUAACUGAGCUGAAUUUGGAAUGCUAUAGCAUUACACAUGGUAUAAGCUAUGCUACACUAAACCUGGGAUGUCACAAAUGUAGUGUUGGCAUGAUGUGCCUCCUCUUUAGGUCUGUUAUUGCUCACCAGCACCACAUUUUCUUAGCAUUUUUCUUUUAUUUUUGCAUGAUUAAAAUUUCUGUUUGAUAAAGAUGUGCGGCAGCCUUUUGCACGAUAACAUUGCAACACUGACUGACAGCAUGCGCAAGUCCUAUGAUAAGGUGGUGGGGAGUCUUAUGGAGGAUACAGAUAUACAGUCAAGGAACCGUUCUAGACUUUGGACAAGUUAUGAAAGGUGCUUCUUCCAUUUGACCAGCAGAUCCAUUCUACAGCUGUAUGAAAAAGCAUACAACAGUAAAACAAACUUACUGCAAAUCAUUUUAAGCCAAGCAAGUCUUGAGGCUUUGCAGAUUAAUGAUGCAUGGAUUCUAAACAUUAUGGGGCUUUAUAGAUCAAAUAAAGAACAGAAACAGCCUACAAAUAGUGGACCUAGUGUCGCCAGAUCAAGACUUAAUGAAAGAUGUGAGUCUGGUAUAAGUAUGACAGAUGACCCUCCAUCAGUUAAGACAACCCUAUGCAGAGAAGAUUCACAGGCCAGUACAAGCACUAUUGGUCGACACUCCUCUUUGUCUCCUAAUGACUCUAACUUGUGUCCUGGAUCAAGUAAAGCAGAAAAACGCAAAUCUAGACCAAAUCGUGGCAGUGCAAUUAUUGAUGGAAUGUAUGUGCCUACUUCAAGUGCAACUUUACCAGUUGGUGUAGGCCUCCAAAUGUCACCUAAUGUUAAGGACAGAAGAGUGUCUCCUGAAAGAUCUUAUCCAUCUCUAAGCCAGAAGGACAAAAUGAAUGGAGGCGCUUCUUUACUCUCAAGAAUCGUUAUCACACCAGUGACUAAAGAUGAUGGAAUAACUGAUGAUUCUGGUGUGUUUUGCGAACGUUUAAAUGGUGAACUUUGUAAUCAAAAUUCACAUAAGCCAUUGAAACUGAAAAAUUCAGUUUUUUAUGAUGAUCACCAGACAAAUGGACCAAUCUCUUUAUCAGGAAUACUACUCCAAGAAAUACCAGCAAAUUCAAUUCCUAAACAUCGAGGGGGUAUUGAUCUGGAGGAAUUUCUUGAAAGCUAUGGGACUGCCUUUCAAUAUUUAAAUCUUGCUGUUGAAGACAGGGUGCCUGUUUCAAAACUGCAGUGGUUGUACAGGUGUAUAAAAGAAGUAAAUACAGUUGCAGAACAGAAAUCCAAGCAAAUCUCUUGUGCCAAGACUCAUAUGCUGAGCGGUGAAGAUCUUUUAACUGCUCUAAUACUGUUUCUACUCCAUGGCGAUCCUCACAUUGUGGCAAAACUGUACUAUCACCUUGCUUUUCUUCAAGACUAUAUGCCACCUUUCCUGGAGAUCAACCAGCAUGGCUUCACAGUCACCCAGUUCUGGUCUGCUCUUAGUUACAUGCAAUGUCAGGUUAAAGUAAGUCUAGCACAGACUUCCUAAGGAGUUUCCAAUGGCUCUUUUAUGAGAUGAUAUAUUUUAAGUAGUUUUCCAAUCUCCUGGGAGAGUGGGUAAAUUAAAGUAAUAUACCAAUAAAUAUUAAAUAGGCAAUAACAACAUUUCAUUGGCCAAUUCCACCCAGUAAGGGGUGUGGUAGUUUCGACUACUUUCAUGUGCGGGAAAAAGUACUACCCGAAAUCGGCUACCAUACCCUGCCCAGCAGUGGUGCCAGAGGUUUACAGAUGAGGGGCCGGCAUGUCUGACGGAGGUGUCCGAGCCAAAGGGCUGACGAAGCCUCGGUUGAGUGCCCGGAGUAAAAACUUUUUUUUUUUAUAGUUUUUAUGGCUUAUGGUCCAAAAUGUGCUUUUAAACCACAAUAUUAGAGAUUGGCUGUCAAAAUAACGUUAUUUGGAUAAGCAAAUUAUUAUUUUUUUAAAUUUUUAAUCUGACCACCUAGUUGUGAGUCGCACAACCGGGUAUCCAGGCCUGUCCAACAUGGGAGUAAAUGCAGUAUAUAAGGUCUGUGAUGUUUUGGAGAAAUUAAUUGCUAAAAGUUGACGCCUAUGCCUGUUCAAACAAGUCAACGAGAGCGUUGUUUAUUAGGCUUUCAUAACCUCAUUGGUUGCCAAAAUGGCAUUCAUAAAAGAUGAACUGAGAGUGAUUUUAUUUAAUUUUUGGAUUCCCUGAACAUUUGGUAUUGAAUAAUUAUUUAAGGAAUAUUUAAAGAAAAUAGGAUUGUCUAACCUUGGUACAUUGUUGAGAACACAAAUUCCCAGGCCUAUACAGACAAACCUAGGCUAGAUGAAAUAACAAGGAGAUUUGACAUAGACUGGAAAAUAUUGACCCAUUAAUUUUAAAAUUGCCCUUCUGGUAAUUUAUUAAAAAAAUAAUAUCUUUUCAGGUCAUUACUUUUCAACAGUGCAAUGAAAACUUCACAAAUUGCUUAUUAAUAUUUUAUGCAACGCUUACAUAAAUGUGCUUAUAAUAUGGAUACAUUUUUUUGAUCCAGUAUACGCACACACUUGCAUACAUAUUAUUAAUAUGUAUAUAUAAACUAUGAAUGCAUUAAAACUUGCACCGUAUGAUAUUUGAUAUAAUGUUGCGGACUUUCGUGUUUAGAGAUAUAAGCAAGUGAAAAACUGUAAAAACUUGAAAAGUUAUGGUUCAAAUUUCUCAAUGUUGUUUAAGUACUGUAAUAUAAAAUACCUGAUAUUUAGCCAAAGUGCAUAUUGUUAAAAAAAAAAUUUCAUCAACAUUAAGAAUAGAAGGCUAGAAUACUUUCCUGACUAUUUCCAUGUAAUUAUUGCUAACCCAAUGAACAUUACAGGCAUAUGUGUAUUAUGUAUGAAUUGAAAAAGUAGUAGUAUCAAAAUAUCAAAUGAUGAAUACUCAAUGAAUGAUGCAUAAUUGUCACUUAAGACAAAGUAACAUAAUUUUAAGGAAUAUUCCAAGUUGUAUAGUGUAUAUAUUUGUUAAAGGAGAUGUAAAAAAUGUGAAAAAAGUUGAUUUUCUUAAUUUUUUUGCUUUUACAUAGAAAUACCUUGAAAUUAUUUAAUCUGUUCUGAUAUCUUAACAAUUCUACUACAAUUUUGAAGUGAUCUAUUAUUUCGUCAUUUAUAUUUUAGUUUCUUCCAUAAGAGCCUCAGAAUUUGAAUACAAGAUAAGAUAAUAUUGUAUUCAGGACUUGUUGCUGAGUCUCUGUUUUUGUCAAGGCAUGUUGCCAGGGCAUAAUGCCAUAGAUGUGCAUGUUAAAUCUUAUACAGGAAUAAAGACUGAGAAUUUACAA